Molecule: messenger RNA, 1214 nt
Organism: Telopea speciosissima
Lineage: Eukaryota; Viridiplantae; Streptophyta; Magnoliopsida; Proteales; Proteaceae
Exons: 8
Coding region: 16-1047 (343 amino acids)
Molecular function (GO): S-adenosylmethionine-dependent methyltransferase activity
Source: RefSeq, a predicted model, not a curated record
GAGGGAGAGAGAGACAUGGCAAUAGUAAUUGGCAGCAGAGUCAACCCAACCGUUUUUUGUGGAAGGAAGAUGGGUUUUCUGAAAUCGACGAGGCCAACCGUCAGAUAUUCUUUCCCGGCAAUAAUACGAGCUACUUCAACUGCCACUGUCAAGACAAUUCCUGAUCCUAUUCUAAAUGUAGAGGAUACCAGAACCAGCAAGAACAUAUUAGCUUGUUCCAUUUGUUAUGACCCAUUGAUGUGGAACGGCGAACCAGGGUUGACAAUGACGUCCACCCCUGGCUCUACAUUCCAAUGCAGCACUUGCAAGAAAUCUUUUGUUGCCAAUGAAACAUUUAUUGACCUGACAGCAGCUAGUGGUGCCAAGGAGUAUCGUGAAUCUGUGCCAUUAUCGUCGGAACUUUUCAGGACUCCUCUAGUAUCCUUCCUUUAUGAAAGGGGAUGGCGUCAGAGUUUUUCUGCAUGGGGUGGUUUUCCAGGCCCAGAGAAAGAGUUUGAAAUGGCUAAAGAUUACCUGAAGCCUAGUUUUGGUGGAAAUAUUGUUGAUGCCAGUUGCGGAAGCGGGAUGUUCUCAAGACUUUUUGCUAAGAGUGGAUUAUUUUUUCUUGUUGUUGCUUUGGACUUCUCAGAGAACAUGCUUCGGCAAUGCCAUGAAUUCAUUAAUCGGGAGGAAGGCUUUCCGAAAGAGAACUUAAUCUUGGUCAGAGCUGAUAUUGCUAGGCUUCCUUUUGUUUCAAGUUCUAUUGAUGCUGUGCAUGCUGGUGCUGCGGUGCACUGUUGGCCGUCACCAUCUGCUGCUGUGGCAGAAAUAAGUCGAGUGCUCCGUCCAGGAGGGGUUUUUGUUGGUACAACCUAUAUUUCGGAUUCUAUUAAUGUAGCCAUACCAGUUAUAAGGAUAGUGCGUCAGUACAUUGGGCAAUUCUCUAGCAACCACUUCUUUGUAUCUGAACGUGAAUUGGAAGAUCUCUGUACAAUAUGUGGACUGGUGGGCUUUACAUGCGUGAGGAAUGGACCUUUUAUCAUGUUUUCUGCAACCAAACCCAGAUAGUCAUGCUCCUUGCAUCAAUAUCUGGCUAUCUGCUUUGCUAAUGGGGCACCUUACUGAUUCAUAAUCUAUUAUUUGAAGUGUACAGAUACUGGUCAUAUUAUUGCGCUCCUAUACAUGCAGGGGUUCCUCCCCCAUCAAUGAUAAAUAUAGUUUCAUUUUAAUUUAUU